Molecule: messenger RNA, 2590 nt
Organism: Hydractinia symbiolongicarpus
Lineage: Eukaryota; Metazoa; Cnidaria; Hydrozoa; Anthoathecata; Hydractiniidae
Product: exosome component 10-like
Exons: 26
Coding region: 74-2467 (797 amino acids)
Biological process (GO): nuclear polyadenylation-dependent antisense transcript catabolic process; TRAMP-dependent tRNA surveillance pathway; exonucleolytic trimming to generate mature 3'-end of 5.8S rRNA from tricistronic rRNA transcript (SSU-rRNA, 5.8S rRNA, LSU-rRNA)
Cellular component (GO): nuclear exosome (RNase complex); nucleolus
Molecular function (GO): 3'-5'-RNA exonuclease activity; nucleotide binding; nucleic acid binding
Source: RefSeq, a predicted model, not a curated record
CCUCCCGCCUGCGGUAAAGCCAAUCUAAAAUUUUUGGUCAUCAGCCGAAAGUACUACAGAAAAAAAGGAAAGCAUGGAUGCGACGAAAACAAAUUCUACCACUGCAGAAGAAGGAAACUUUCCUGCGUUGGGACAUUCUUCUUUGCAAGAUUUUUCAAAGACUGUUUUACAAAAGGUAGUGUAUGCUACACAACGUGCUAAUGCUUUGGCAGGUCUAUCAGAGGAUUUUGAUUACUGGAAUAGUUUCCCAGACUUUCGAGAAUAUUCCACGGAGCAAGGAGCACGUGUAGUGAACAAUAUUGGUGAAUUGUUCCGCCAUCAUGCAGUUCAAUGUGCUUGGUCAUCAGGAACAACUUCAGUUAAAGAUGUUGAGGAGCGUUUUGAAAGACUUGUUGAUGCAAAUGAUAUAAUGUUAGAAAAUGUGGGAUCCCUUCUUGAUGAGGCUUCUGGUCUAAAGAAAAAUGACAAACCCAUAUUACCUCCUUCCAUGAAACAGAGCACUCCUAUUGUGUCAAGUUGGAAUAAAAGACAGGGCGAAUCUGGUGGAAAUAGACAAUCUACCUACAAACUUCUAAUGGCAAAAAAUAUAGAGAGACCACAGUUAAAAUGGUUAGAUAAGAUUGAUAACUCCAAUACACCCUUCAUGCCAUACUUGAAAAGUAAACCAAAUGCAGUAAAAGAACUGGAAUAUGAUGCAAUGGAAACAGAUGAUGUAGUUGCUGACUUUAUACACCAGCAAAGGAUAGGGGGGGAGAAAUAUGAUAAUAUAAAUCAUCCAUAUGUAUACGAGAUUUCACACUUCGAACUGAAUGAUUGGCAGUUAGAAGAAACGCCUCCACAGGUAUAUUCGCAAAUACAAGAAAUGUCUCUCUCCUAUGUUGAUUCACAAGUGCUGUUAGAUGAUAUGAUGAAUAAACUGAAGCAGGCCAAAGAAAUUGCCAUUGAUUUAGAGCAUCACUCCUACCGUUCAUUCCAAGGUUUUGUAUGUUUGAUGCAACUUUCAACGCGUACAGAAGACUUCAUUGUGGAUACAUUAAAGCUUCGAGACGAGUUACAUGUACUUAAUGAGGUCUUCACUGAUCCGGCCAUUGUUAAAGUACUUCAUGGUGCAGACAUGGAUAUUGGUUGGUUGCAACGUGAUUUUGGUGUUUACAUUGUAAAUAUGUUUGAUACUGGACAAGCAGCUCGAACAUUACAUGAAGAACGAUUUUCACUGGCUCACCUACUGCAUAAGUACUGUGAUGUAACUGCACAAAAGCAAUUCCAGUUGGCUGAUUGGAGGAUAAGACCGCUGCCAGAUGAGAUGAUCAGAUAUGCACGUGAGGAUACCCACUAUCUGCUUUAUAUUUAUGAUGUGUUACGAAAUAAGCUGAUCUCACAUGGCAACGAAAUGAAGAACCUGCUGAGAAGCGUUUAUUCGAAAAGUUCUGCUAUUUGUUCUACGAUUUAUCACAAGCCCAUGUUCUUUCCUGAUUCUCAUUUUGCCGUGUACCAGAAAUAUAGAGGAAGAUUGAACCCGAAACAGCUUGAGUGCUUAAGACUUGUUUAUGGCUGGCGUGACAAAACUGCUCGCGAAGAAGAUGAGAGUUAUGGUUACACUUUGCCGAAUCACAUGAUGUUUCAAAUUGCAGAAAAUUUACCAAAGGAACCACCUGGAGUAAUAGCAUGCUGCAAUCCUGUCCCUCCAUUAGUGAAGCAAAGAGUAAUGGAUAUACACCAACUGGUUUUACAGGCUAGAGAAUUUGAUCCAGUUAAGACACGGCCAGUUAUGACCGAAACAACGGAACAUAGGGAGCAGACUGACGCUACAGACGUUCUUCAAACAAAAUUUGAUUCUUCUGUGUUUCACACCAAAACCGGUUUUGAAAUAUACAAUAUCACUGGACCUCCUGUCACCAUAAAGAAGCCAUCGUUAACUGCAUUUGAAGAAAUGGUAAAGGAGCAUUUAGAAAUCACCGAAGGGAAAAGAAAAGCAAAAGAAAUAAUAUCAGUGCUUAGAAGUCCGUUUGAAAUGUAUUUACCCAACACAGGCAAGGAAGCUGUCAAUCCCAACGUUAUUAAUCAAACAUGGCAGACGGCUAGCAAGGAAAAAUUAGUUGAGCAGAACGAGGAAUUAAUUCUUGUAAAAGAAAUUCCAAAAAAAGAAAAAAGGAAGUCGAAUGAGAUGAUUACAUCCGAAGAACAAACUUUGAGAGAAAUGCUGCCAAAGAAGAAAAAACAUAAACAGAAUUCAGAUAUUACAUCGACGCAAAAACCGGUUGAGAAAGUAACAUACGACAAAACAGUAAAGAGGUCAUCAGACUAUGUGCCUUUUAAUUAUUCGAAAAGCGAUUUAAAGAAAUUUACGUCUGGCAAAACCUUAACGCCGAUGGAAGUAAUCGAAGUAACGGAAGAACCAAAAUUUGGGAAAGUUGUUCGUACGAAAGUUCACUCGAAAUCUGGUGCACGUUCCAUGACGUACAAAUAAAAAUAAUAUAUGAUGGACAAUUACGAUUGCAGAAUCGCGUACUAUGUUUUUAUAUUUUUAAUACAUUAUACCUAAUCCAGAAUCGCGUUUUUGAUGUUCAUGUAUGAUCGAUCUGCUUAGAAA